This is a messenger RNA of Patiria miniata (bat star), 3916 nucleotides long. RefSeq names its product protein angel homolog 2-like (gene angel2). Lineage: Eukaryota; Metazoa; Echinodermata; Asteroidea; Valvatida; Asterinidae. Gene Ontology annotation, molecular function: 3'-5'-RNA exonuclease activity. The record is from RefSeq and is a predicted model, not a curated record. The transcript has 6 exons. Bases 246 to 2093 code for a protein of 615 amino acids.
UAUAAAAAUCGAAUAGAUUGCCAUUAUGCCAAGUGAUUUGCUGAAUGAAUUCCUUGGAUUGGAGUCAGUUCAACAGUCGGAUUUCUUUCUGGUGAGUAGAGCCAGCCAGAGCUGUUUCGUCGUCAUGGUCAUUGUUGAUACUGAGUAGUUUCCAUAGUUGUGCAUAAAUCUGGCAAGAGUGACCAUUGAGGAGUCCAACCACAGAGUACUGAGGAUCUGCAGUUCAUUUCAACAAGGCAGGGUGAAUGUUCAGCCCUGCCAGAUUUGCUUCCGAGUCUGCUCGCAGAACUCGACAAUUGUCUUUCCCAGAGCAGUUGUCGAGGUUGAUUUUAACGAUGGCGGAGUCUAGUCGGGAGCGUCCCAGAACUGGAGAGAAGACUAAAGAGACCUAUCCAAACUGCUUUCCACCUCCCCUGAGGAGCUCUGCUAGUUUCCCAGGAGUGCAACAAAAUGGAGCCCCCGUGUCUUGGGGGUCAGAAAGCUUCCUGUCUGGAAGGCCAUCAACUGGCUUUCCUGCUCCUCCAGCUUUCUUUGCCCGCUCAUAUCAUGCCAGCUUCCCCUCCCUACCAUCAGGUGCAUUUUCAUCAUCCGCGAAUGGUUACCAGAGUGUCAGGAAUGGGGCGCCAGGGGAACAGUCAAAGUCCAAGAGGACUAUGAACAGUGGCUCAGUUGAUUCCAAGAAGCUUUGUUCAGACAGUAGGGCAUCCCAUUCCUCAGAAAACCGACACGGGUUGUCAUCAGUGAACCGACAAGGGACAAAAGAAGAAGGAACUAAAAUCACAAGUGGAGAUGGUCGUGCUUCAGCUGAACCACACAGGUCAGACAUGUUAAAGUUCAAGCGAAGGUGGACGUCCGUCCCAGCUAGGGAGAGCCACAGUCCUGGAUCAGGCACAGAGGUGUCGGUCAUGAGCUACAAUGUCUUGGCUCAGUGUCUGAUUGAGACCAAUGACUAUCUGUAUCAGAGUUGCCCCGCGGAGGUCCUGAGGUGGGACUAUCGCAAGGAGAAGUUGCUGAAGGAGCUGCGAGUUGCAGAUGCAGAUAUAAUGUGUCUGCAAGAAGUACAAUUCACCCAUUUCUGUGAGUUCUUCUCACCGGAGUUAGAAAAACUUGGGUAUGCAGCUGUGUAUCAGAAACGGACUGGUGACAAGCAUGACGGCUGUGCACUCUUCUACAAGAAAGACAAGUUUGCACUGGAGAAGUUCAAGAAAGUCCGGUUCUUCCGUUCCAACAUCCAGCUGCUGGAUCGAGACAACGUGGGCAUCAUUGCACUCUUGCGUGCCAAGGGCUUGCCCGAGGACGAGGCUCCCAGGCUUUGUGUGGCCACCACGCAUCUGCUGUACAACCCAAAGCGAGGGGACAUCAAACUGGCCCAGCUUGGGGUCUUGCUGGCUGAAGUUGACCGCAUGGCUGCUGCCGUUUCGCCCUUAUCCAAGCGUUCCCAACAGCAACAGAACCCCCUCUACCACCCGAUCAUACUGUGUGGUGACUUCAACAGUCUGCCCCACUCACCCCUUUACAACUUCAUCAGAAACCGGAAGCUAGACUAUGUUGGCCUGCAGAAGGUCCUAGUUUCAGGUCAGGGUUCCAGUCGCAGGUCGUUUGACCCUCUGAACUGGCCCCUCUGGCCCUAUGAUGUCGGAGUGACAGACGCCUGCCAGUUCCGGAGUGUUGUGAGAGAGCGAUUGAAGAACAUGGAGAAAAGUGAUCCACAAGAACAAGAGCACUGUUCAGAUCUGCCAGACAUAGCGGACCUGCCCCAGGACUGGGAAAAGCACUUCUCAGACAGUAUCCAUCAUCCUUUCCCUCUGGAGUCUGUCCACUACCAUGACGGUGACGUUCGGGAGGUCACCACCAACCAUAGCAGGACCAACUGCACUGUGGACUACAUCUUCUUUUCCAGUUCCGCGACCAAAAUCAAAGGGCCUCUUGGAGGGCUGUUCCCGAGGAGGUACGUUGGGGAGCUGAGGCUUCUGGAGUAUCUCAGUCUCUUGACGGAUGAAGAGGCCAGCGACAUGGGAGGCUUGCCCAACUAUGACCUGUCUUCUGAUCACUUCUCAUUGCAAGCCAAGUUUCUGCUGACCGCCCCUGAGUAGAUACAACUCUUUCCAUGUAAUCUGAAUCCCCUCUAACAGUGCACUUCAUAACGGAUUUGUAGAUGGUGCUAUUAAAAAAAAAACAAUUCUUGAUAAGAAAAGAGAUUGUUCAGCUUUUUUGUCUGCAUACUCGUACUUGUACUUGUUAAAAUGCGCUAGUACUCGUACUCAUACUUACAAGUAAAUAAUUAAGCAUUUCUCGUAUAUGUGCUCCCACUGGUGACAAAGUAUUGGUACUCUAGUUAUAUUCAUGAAAAUUUUCUCCUGCUGGAAAGUUUAUUGUUUGAGAGGUAUAUGCAGAAAAAGAACCCAUUUUCUGCAAUUGAAAAUUUGCUUUUGUGAACCCAUCCUAAUGUGCUGUACUCAUAGAAAGAACUCAUACUCGUUCUUUUACUCAAAGAAAUGUACUCCUGGUAAUGUUAAUCAUACUCGUCUUACUCAUCGUACUCAUGGCAAAAGAUUGCCUUGUACUCAUACUCAUAUUCAUGGCAAGGUACUUGUACUGGUUCUCAUGGCAAAGUACUUGUACUCGUACUCGCACCCAUGGAAACGUGCUCAACUACAACACUGAUGUAAUAAUACAAAUGGUGUUGGUUGAUUUGGGUUACUUUGCGUCAAGAGAAGUCAAAUCAACCAACACCUCAGCAACAGGACUUUAAUGCUUCUUUUCCUGAACUUCUAGUAGUUUUUGCUGUAGAGCCUAUUUUGUGAAGCACAUGUCUUUCGUGUAGGUAUUAUUACAUAACAAUUAAUCCCUGUAUCCAAUUAAGUCAUGUGGUUUAGUAAUUCAUCGGAACAAAAACUACUAGUCCAAAUCGAGCGAUUUCAUUUUUCUUUUUACUGAAUUCCCCAUGCAUACGUAUAGGUGGUUUGAGUCUCAGGCUAUCGGAAUUACGCGUAUAUAUAUGCCGUUCCAGUUUUUUUUUUGCCACCCUGUGUAUUAAAGAGUAACGCUUUAUAGUAACGUGUAUUAAAGAGUAACCACACAUUACUGUCAAACGUGAAUAGUUACGAGCCUCAUUUUGAUAACAUACUUGCUAAAAUUAUGGCCGGCAGAAAUAAACUUUUUAUUGUUAAAACCUAUUGAGUGGCCCCCUCCAGAAAAUGAGGCCCCCCUAAAUACCCCACCUGUUAAUUGGAGUCCAGUUCAGUCGCUUGCAAGAUCAUUGAGGCUAAGCAUCUGCAGCCGCAACUUGCAUGAAGUGUCUGUACAUGUACGUUACCUUAUUAAAUUUCUUUCUGAUUUGCUGAAGUUGGACUUUUAUUGUAAAAGUAUUUGUUUUGAACACGUUUUAACCUUGCCUUACACAAAUGAAUAAUAGGUGAAUAAGCUCAAAAACUCUGCGCGAAGCAAUAACUGUAACAGAAGUCUGAAGCACCUGCCUUGUACAAUAGCUGAUCAUUGAAAUGAAGUUCUCCAAUUAAAAAACUUGCUACUGCCAAUAAUAUGCCAAAUAUAAAGCAGUAUUAUUGCAAAACUUGUUUACUUCCUAGUUUAUAAAUGUUGAUCUCCAUUGUUGAGGAAACAAGUGGCAAGUUUGCCAUAAAGAAAAUGCAGUGACAUCUUCAGUUUAUUAUUUCGGUUAUUUUUUAAGUUUUGCAAAUUUUGUUGUUAGUUGUGACAAGAAAAAUUAUUAACUGUUAAUAGAAAUAUUAUUAGAUUAAUCUUUUAAUAAAAAAAAGUUACCGUGUCUUUAUUUAUUAUUUCAUAAAGUAAAACAUGUGCAGGUUUCAAAAUAGUACUAUAAAUUACUUCGGACAAACGCACAGUGUUAUUUUUAAACAUAAAAUAAAAGAAAUGGUUGUCUUCUUGGUUAAAAGUA